AUGGAGCGAUGCGCUUCGGGAGCCGACGGGCCUACGUCCACCAGCAGCCGAGACAACAGGCGAUGCGAGGGCGCCCUCGAGGGAGAGGACACGCACACGCUGGCCGAGCCUGGCGUUGUGGCGGGCUCCGAGCGGCUGCGCGGUGGCCCGCCAAGCCCGCCUGCCACUGGUCUGCUCUGCCUGACCGUUGCGGCGAGCUACACGUGCUCGGCGGCCACGACAACGCACAUCCAGACCGUGUGCGGGUACGCCGCGCCAGUGACGAUCACCUACAUCAAUGAGCUAGUUCUCGGGACCGUCGCAGCGUCGGCGCUGCUGUACGCCAGGCCGCCUACUGCGAGCCUCGCCCUUGCCCGGGCGCAGGCGCCCUGGGCACUGGUGCUCUCGCCUACGGCCUUCGGGGCCAACGCCGCAUUUGCUGCAGCUUUGCGGCUCACUUCCGUGGCAUCUGCGGUCACCCUCGAGCAGCUCACGUCGCUCUUCAUUGCAGCGUUGUCGUACCAUCUGCUGGGAGAGCGCUACGGCUUACCGUCCAUGUUGAUGCUGGCCGUCGCAGUUGGAGGAGCCAUCGUGGCCACCCUGGCGGACGUCAGUGGGCCAGCCGACUUGGUGAGAGGCAUUAGCCCGUUGUUGGGCGAUGCCCUUGCCUUGCUCGUUGCAUUCUGUUCGGCCUUCUACAUGGUUUUGUUCAAAUGCGCGUUUCCUUCGAUGGACCCGUGGGGGCUGGUUCUUUUCUUCGCGGUCAAGGCAACCGUAACCGUCGGUGGUGGUUGGAUUGUUUUACUGGUGUUCAAUGUGCUCGGCUGGGAUCAUGCAGGAUCUCCUUCAGCAUGCGCGCUGGCGUGGGUGCCAAUCGGGUCGUGCUUACAGGCGCUGUUCAAUUACUCACUGAUUUGGACUACCAUUCGUACCUCUCCGCUGACUGCACGACUAUCGCUACUGUGCGCGAUACCAAUUUCGUUCUCCGUAGACUUGUGCACGGGCAGAAGGUUCGACGCCUGGAGGCUCGUUGGCGUGCUGCUCAUCUUCGGCGGCGUGGUGGGCUUCGAGUGCCUCCCGAGGCCCUCCGUCGGCCGACGGGCGGGCAGCGGCGGCGGAGCGGCGGCGGAGCGCGGCGGCGAGGCGGCGAGGCGUGUGGCGCGGGCGGAGGCCGGCAAGCAGUUCCUGGCAGUCUCGGUGAGGGCGCCGCAGGCAUCGGGCACGCAGGGUGAGCCACUGUGGACACGGAACCGCUUCUGGGCUCGAGGCACCUCGUUGCUCAGGGGCGGCGGAGGGGGGCUGUUCUUCGACCGUGGAGGCGCGCGCGGGGCGGGGAGAGCAGCUCGGCGGCCCCGCGCGCGGCGGUGCCAGACAGCAGGGCCAGCAGGCAUGGCGGCCGUGGACCCCGCGGAGGCGGUGAGGGUGGCGCUGCUCGUGCCGGACGCGCAGGCCGGCAAGGUCGUCGGCAAGGGCGGCGCGGUCUUCCAGAUGCUGAGGGCGCAGGGGUGCGACAUCAUGAUGCAGCAGGCGGCCGACGUGGAGCAGUUCAGACGAGCAGAUCUCAGGGGCGCCUCCGGGGAGCACCUCGCACGGGGAUUCGCAACGAUCGCCGGCAGGCUUGGCAAGGGCGAGGAGCACACGAUGGCGGUGGUCAUCUCCCAGGACAUGGCCACAGCCUUCGACAUGAAUCACGGCGAGCAGAUGAUCUAUGACACGACGGGCGUGGCUGCUGCAGUGGAGGGAGGCUGGACGACGGAGGCGGCGGAGCGGCGCGUGAUGCUCACGGGCGACGGCAACGUGCUGGCGAAGUGCUUCCGGUUGCUGCUCGCCGCCUGCGGUCUCUGCGAGGCCAGCGGCGGCGGCGGGCAGCCGCUGGGGAGGCCGCGGCCUGCCGCCGCCCCCAAGAAGGCGGCUGCCAAGUCGGUUGCCGCGGCAGGCGCCGCGGCGCCCGCCUUCGUGGCUCCGGGCGCCUUCGUCCCCCCCGCGGCCGCGCCCGCGAGCGCUGCUGGCGGGGCGCGGAAGGCCUUCGUGCCGCCCGAGGCGUUCGGCGGCGGCCUCGGCGACGGCAGCGCGCCGAAGGCCUUCGUGUCCCCGACGGGCUUCGUGCCGCCGGCUGGCUAUGUGCCUCCAGCGGCCUCCGGCGGCAGCGGCGCGGGCGGCGCCAGAGUUACCGGAGUCGCCGGGAGAUCGGACCAGGAGGCCGAGCUGCACUUCGUGGCCUCCGACGACCAGGUCGAGCUCAUGGCGGGGUGGCAGGGCGCCAACUUGCCCAGCUUCGCGAGCCAGUCGGGCUGCAGCUCGAUCUCCCUGGCCCCGGCGCCGGACGGCUCGAGCAGCGAGGUGGUCAUGAAGGGCCCGAUCGGCGCCGUGCUCACGGCGCAGCAGAUGCUGUGGCAGCAGCUCGGGCAGACCAGCGAGGAGCUGCCCGACUACAUCCAGAUGAUCUACGUGGCUCCCAAGGGCAGGGUCGGCGCCGUCGUCGGGAAGGCCGGGUCUGGCCUGCGGCAGGUGCGGGAGCUCUCCGGGCUGGAGGUGAAGGUCGCCCAGGACGAGGUGGAGGGCUGGGGCCGCUGCACGUUCGCGGGCGCGGUGCAGAGCGCCCUGGUCGCCGCAGAGCUGAUCCACCUGCUGUGCAUCGGGAAGGGCGGCGGGACAAUCACCGCGAACGACCUGGAGUUCAUGAGCGCCGAGGCCGCGCGCCCGGUCGCGCCGCAGCCCGCAGCGGGCGCCGCACAGCACGCCGCGAAGGGCGCGAAGGGCAGCCAGCAGUCGGCGAAGGGCUCCUGGGGCGCCGACGCCGCGAAGGGCUCGUGGGGCGGGAAGGGCGCCGACGCCGCGAAGGGCUCCUGGGGCGCGAAGGGCGCCGAGGGCGCGUGGGGCAGCACGGCGUCCCGCGCCGACGCCGCGAAGGGCUCGUGGGGCGGGAAGGGCGCCGACGCCGCGAAGGGCUCGUGGGGCGCGAAGGGCGCGUGGGGCAGCACGGCGUCCCGCGCCGACGCCACGAAGGGCUCGUGGGGCGGCAGCCAGGGCUCCUGGGGCUCCCAGAAGCAGGACGCGUGGAAGGACAAGGACCCGUGGAAGGACUCGUGGAGCCAGUCUGGCGCGUGGGCAGGGGCCGAGCCUUCGCGCAAGCGCCAGCGCGCGAGCUACGACACAAGCUCUGCCUCUGCCGGAUCGUGGGGGGGGUGGGGGUAUUCAUGAUCCGUUGUACGCAGGCGACGCCAUAUGCCGAGCACCUGGCCACUGGAA
Prorocentrum cordatum is the source of this 3228-nucleotide messenger RNA. The record is from the annotation of a GenBank genome assembly. Lineage: Eukaryota; Dinophyceae; Prorocentrales; Prorocentraceae.